UUUACAUAAUCGUCUCUAAUUCGAAAGAAUUGCCAAAUCGCAUGAGGGUCUCGUCAAGAACAUUACUCAUUUAUAGGAUCGUCAAAAGCUGUUCACCUAAUUGAAAUCAUUUCGAAUCGUCAGGAUCAUCCCUGAGAUCAUGUCCGCCUCCCACGCUGGCGCGCUAAAGUUUCUGACCAAAGAUGCCCCUGCCCCAAUGUCAGAAGACAAUACGAACAUAGCGAAUUGUUGUCCAGUAGCCGCUUUUCUCCACGAACAUUAUAAUCUUCCCUGAGUAAAGAAGAUAUCAUAUUCCAGAUGGUGCACGACGCUAAGCAUCACUUCGGGCCCAAGAGAAUGGCGCAUGACCUGGACGCCUUCAGUAUAAGAAGAAUGGCAGCAAAGUUGGCGCAAUACCUAGCGCACUGUCCAGAAUGCCAGACAAUGCAGACCGAUCGGCGAAAACUCCUCGACGAGGUAGUUAAGAAUUGGUGUAUUCUCCGAGUUGUAUGAAGUAGCUGCGUCGUCGACUCGAAACAAAUCGGAUAGCUGCCUCUUAACCAAUUCGAUUGGACGAGAAGUAUCCCGGCUUCUUUAGCGUAUUCUAACCUGGUUUGACACUUAUCUGAUGUAUCAUAUUAUGAUAUAUAUACCUUAAUAGAAGCAUGGACAGGCACAUACUAUUGGAUAGCAGGCCUAGAAAGCUAUCUGAUAUAUGACUAGAUCGAACAGGGAGAGACAGCGACUACCCAAUCAAACUUUCUC
This is a messenger RNA of Daldinia vernicosa, 744 nucleotides long. RefSeq lists its product as uncharacterized. Bases 298 to 492 code for a protein of 64 amino acids. The record is from RefSeq and is a predicted model, not a curated record. The transcript has 2 exons. NCBI's taxonomy places the organism in Eukaryota, Fungi, Ascomycota, Sordariomycetes, Xylariales, Hypoxylaceae.